AUAAAUAUUCCAGGAGUCGAACAUGACAAAUGAAAUCCAUCAUAAAAUAGAAGACCACUGGAAAGACAAAAUAUUAUCUCAAAAAUCAGAAACCAGGACUGGAGAAAAAUAUUAUGUCCUGUCAAUGUUUCCCUACCCGUUUGGAAGCUUACACAUAGGCCACGUCAGAGUAUACGCCAUCUCCGACGCAGUAUCCAGGUUCCACCGUCUGAAGGGUCGGGACGUGAUCCACCCGAUGGGCUGGGACGCGUUUGGCCUCUCAACAGAAAACGUGGCUUUGGAGAGGAACAUUGACCCGCAAGAGUGGACCGAGAGUAACAUCUCGAACAUGAAGACCCAGUUGAAGACUCUGGGACUCGAGUUAGCGACCUGCCAUCCGGAGUACUACCGCUGGAUCCAGGAGUUGUUCCUUGAAUUAUUUGACCAUGCAUUGGCUUACCAGAAGCAGUCCUUUGUAAACUAGGAUCCCGUGGACGAGACUGUGCUCGCUGAUGAGCAGGUAGAUCAGAAUGGAAACUCCUGGCGCUCUGGAGCUAAGGUUCAGAAGAAGCUUUUGAAGCAGUGGUUCAUUCGUACCACGACCUUUACCAAGUCCUUGAUGAGCGGGCUUGAUGAUCCGAUGCUUAAAGAGUGGCGGGAUAUUAUUAAAAUUCAAAAACAUUGGAUUGGAGAGUGCACUGGAACUUCCUUGGACUUUAAGCUGGUUACUAAUUUGCCCGGGAAGCUUGACAGCUUCAAUAUCUAGACAGACAGGCCUGAGUUUAUUGAACAUGCUAAAUUUGUUGCUGUGUCUAGAGAUAAUUUUUUAGCGAAAUCUGGGAUUAAGAAUUUUGAUGAU
Molecule: messenger RNA, 838 nt
Organism: Cotesia glomerata
Lineage: Eukaryota; Metazoa; Arthropoda; Insecta; Hymenoptera; Braconidae
Product: probable leucine--tRNA ligase, mitochondrial
Biological process (GO): mitochondrial translation; leucyl-tRNA aminoacylation
Cellular component (GO): mitochondrion
Molecular function (GO): ATP binding; leucine-tRNA ligase activity
Source: RefSeq, a predicted model, not a curated record